AUGACAACUCCUACUGCAACCACCCAUCCUGACUUUGGCGCCACCACAGAUGGCCUCACUGUGGCCGCCGCUUUCUCUGGAAGCAUCAAGGACCGCACGAUCCUGAUCACGGGCGUCAACAGAAAAGGCAUCGGCUACACCACGGCCGAGUCGUUUGCGUCGCAGUCCCCACGACUUCUGAUCCUCGCGGGCCGCUCUAUGGCCAAACUCCAAGAAUGCAUCGACGACUUGAACACGGCUUACCCAGAUGUCGAGUACCGCAGCCUGCAGGUCGACCUUUCGUCGCAAAAGUCGGUGCGCAAGGCGGCGGCCGAGGUGCAGGCGUGGACGGACGUGCCGGCGAUCGACAUCGUCAUUAACAACGCCGGGAUCAUGAACAUCCCCGAGCGGACCAUCACCGAGGACGGUGUGGAACUCACCAUGGCGACGAACCACGUGGGCCACUUCCUGCUGACGAACCUGAUCAUGCCCAAGAUCCUCGCCGCCGCCUCCGGAAAAAAGGGGGCCGUGCGGAUCGUCAACCUGGCCAGCAUGGGCGUGUACGUGGCGGCCGUGCCGCUGAGCGACAUGGGCUACGAGCGGCCGGUGCGCGAGCUGCCGGACGCGGAGAAGCCCAACCUCGCCAUCAUGCAGGCGCACAACCUCGUCGUCGACGACACCAUGGCGUACAUCCCCACGGCGGCGUACGGGGCGAGCAAGACGGCCGCGGUGCUGUUCAGCGUCGGCCUGAACCAGCGACUCUUUGAGAAACACGGCGUCCUCAGCCUCGCCGUCAACCCGGGCGAAAUCCAGACCGAACUCAUCCGCUACACCGACCCGGUCGUGCGCGACACCAUGCUCGCCGCCGCCGCCGAGAGGGGCCUCGUCUGGAAGACCCACCAGCAGGGGUGUGCCACGACCUUGGUCGCCGCGCUGGACGACAAGCUAGGCUUGCCCAGUGAAGAGGACGGCGCCGGCGCCUUUCUCGGUAAUUGCCAGGUCCUCAAGGCGCCCGGGUACGCGGUCAAAAAGGACAUUGCGGAAAGGUUGUGGAAGUGGAGUGAGGAGGUGACGGGGGAGAAGUUUUCUUGGUAG
This is a messenger RNA of Fonsecaea nubica, 1074 nucleotides long. RefSeq lists its product as hypothetical. The record is from RefSeq and is a predicted model, not a curated record. Lineage: Eukaryota; Fungi; Ascomycota; Eurotiomycetes; Chaetothyriales; Herpotrichiellaceae. The coding region runs from base 1 to 1074 and encodes 357 amino acids. The transcript has a single exon.